Messenger RNA from Solanum stenotomum, 1551 nucleotides. RefSeq lists its product as uncharacterized. Bases 1 to 1551 code for a protein of 516 amino acids. The record is from RefSeq and is a predicted model, not a curated record. Lineage: Eukaryota; Viridiplantae; Streptophyta; Magnoliopsida; Solanales; Solanaceae. The transcript has 2 exons.
AUGGCACCAAGUAAGCAAUGGAUGCAACUUGUUGAUGAUCGACUUAAUGAGGCCUACUUUAUCAGGGUGGAAAUUUUUUUGAAUUAUGCUUUCCAAAGGACAGGAGAAAUGUAUGAAAUACGAUGUCCGUGUGUCAAAUGUUGUAAUACCACAUUAGGAACACGUGAGACAAUCAGAACACAUUUGAAAGUAUAUGGAAUAAUUAAAAAUUAUACCUUUUGGUAUCAUCAUGGAAAAGUCUUAGGUGAGCCAGAAUCACAAUGUGAAGAUGGAGAUGAUAAUGAAGUAGAAAAUUGUAAGAAUGAAGAUGAAAUACGAGAAAUUUUGAGAGAUUUCUAUCCUAAUCAUUAUGGACACACUUUAGAUGUUGAUUGUGAUGAUUCACUUGAAGAGGAACCAAAUGUUGAAGCCAAAAAGUUUUAUAGCCUAUUGGGAGACUUUGAGAAGCCAAUGUAUCAAGGUUCAAAAAUUUCAAAACUUUCAACUUUGAUUAAGUUGAUUCACAUAAAAAGUAUGGGUCGUUGGAGUAAUGAGUCAUUUUCAAUGUUGUUAAAAAUGUUAAAAGAGGAAUUGUUGCCAGAUGAAGCCGAUUUUCCAAAUACACAUUAUGGGGCAAAGAAGGUAAUUCGAAAUCUUGGGCUUUCCUACGAAAGAAUUGAUGCUUGUAGAAAUGAUUGCAUGUUAUAUUGGAAGGAGGAUACCUUACUUGAUUCUUGUAAAAUUUGUGGUGAAUCUAGAUGGAAAGUCGAUAAACGUAACGGGGAAUCAAAGAACAAAAAGGGUAAAAAGGUUGCAUCAAAGAUUUUACGCUAUUUUCCAUUAAAACCUAGGCUUCAAAGGUUAUUUAUGUCUUCAAAGACAUCUUCUCUAAUGACAUGGCAUCAUGACGAAAGAGUUAAUGAUGGAAUAAUGUGGCACCCAGCUGAUUCAAUGGCAUGGAAAUCAUUUGAUGAACUUUAUCCUUCAUUUGCAGCCGAGCCUCGUAAUGUUCGACUUGGACUUGCGAGUGAUGGUUUUCAACCAUUUCGGAAUGCAAAAACCUCAUAUAAUAGUCUAGGUGAUGCAAUUAACACAUAUCUUCAACCCUUAAUAGAAGAAUUGAAAAAGCUAUGGGAUAUUGGUAUUGAGACCUUUGAUGUAUCAACCAAACAUAAUUUUAAGCUACAUGCUUCUUUGUUAUGGACAAUCAAUGACUUUCCAGCAUAUGAAAAUUUAUCUGGAUGGAGUACCAAAGGAAAAUUGGCAUGCCCAUGUUGCAACAAAGAUACUUCCUCAAUUAGAUUGGCCAAUUGUAAGAAAGAGUGUUUUAUGGGUCAUCGUCGUUAUCUUCCUCGGAAUCACAAAUGGAGGAAUGAUAAGAAGUCCUUUGAUGGUACAGAAGAGAAAAGGCUCCCACCGAAAAAACGUUCUAGUAUUGAGAUUCUUCAUCAAGUUCAAGAUCUUGAAAGGUUGCACUUAACAAAGGAACCAAAGAAAAGAAUCAAAAUAUCACAUGAUAGUCGAAAAGAUAAUUGGAACAAGAAGAGUAUCUUUUUUGAACUUCCAUAUUGA